AUGUCAAAGCGUUCAGCCAUGAAAAAUACAUCUCAACUAACAAAGAGGGAAGAGGAUAUGAAAUACGCCACGAGAUACGUGAAACCAAUUUUAGGAGCAAUUGGUGCGUGGCCCGUUUCAUUUUCUCCUUCCUUCACGUCGAAAGUUUUAUUAAGAAUAGAACACAUUCUCACGUACUUCCUAUUUUUCUUAAUAAUUGUACCAACCAUCAUGUACGUGUUUUUCAAAGAGAAAAACAACAAGAUUAGACUGAAACUUAUGGGACCGAUUAUUAACUGCACUAUGCAGUUCUGCAAAUAUACGAUACUUCUGUGGCGGGCAAGCGAAGUUCAAAAAGGUUUGGAUGUGAUGAAACAGGACUGGAUAACAGCCACGGACGAGAAUCGAUUGAUUUUUCGCUCGAAAGCGAAAAUCGCGAGAAGGGUGGUGCUAACCGCUGCAAUUACUAUGUACGGAGGUGGUUUAUGCUACAGGACGAUCCUCCCUCUUCUUAAAGGAUCUAUCGUCACUCCUGACAAUAUUACUAUAAGACCAUUGCCCUGUCCGAGUUAUUUCGUAAUACUCGACGAACAAAAAUCUCCAAAUUACGAAAUAUUGUUUCUAGUGCAAAUUUUGGCUGGAUUUGUUAUUUACGCAGUUAUUAGUGGUUCUUGCGGUCUUUCUGCUCUUUUUGUUCUGCAUGCGUGUAGCAUGCUGAGGAUCUUGGUGGACAAGAUGAAGGCUCUGGUGGAUUUGAGGGACAUGUCUGACACGAUGGUCCAACGGAGGAUCAUGGAUAUCGUUGAAUAUCAGACGAAAAUAAAGAGAUUUUUAAAGAACAUUGAAACAAUUACAGAGUACAUUUGUCUAACGGAAAUGAUGGGUGGUACGUGUUUAGUUUGUCUCGUGGGAUAUUAUAUUCUCAUGGAAUGGGAGAAUAAUAACAUUGCGGCUGUACUGAUUUAUGUCACGUUACAAAUAUCCUGUACCUUCUGUGUCUUUAUACUCUGUUACAUUGGUCAACUUCUUAUUGAUGAAAACCAGAUUGUAGGACAGGCAUCAUGCAUGAUCAAUUGGUAUCAUCUCUCGACCAAACAUAUGCGUUCUUUAAUACUAAUUAUCGCUAUGUCUAAUUAUCCGAUGAAAUUGAUGGCUGGUAAGAUGAUUGAAAUGUCUCUAGCUACUUUUACCGGCGUCAUGAAAUUGUCAAUGGGAUAUUUAAACAUUCUACGCGAAGUUAUCUAAAAACCUUUUUACGAUACUUACGAUAUAUCCAUAUGAACUUAUGCAAAUUCAUAAAGUCUCCAAAGGAACAUGUCUCAGAUUGUAGCACUCAUUCAGUACAAAAAUAAAAAUUCAUCGUGUUAGUUCUCAGUCGUGUAUUCUUUCCUCUUUAUCUUCGCACAAUAUGUUUCUCACGCUAUGUUCGAUCCAAGCUUCCUCGAGGCUUUAUAAACAUUCAAAAAAGAUUUUAACGUGACAUCUUGGAACAUCUUGUAAAAUAUUUCUUUCAGAUCGUGCAGAU
Bombus impatiens (common eastern bumble bee) is the source of this 1504-nucleotide messenger RNA. Its product is annotated as odorant receptor 4-like. Gene Ontology annotation, cellular component: plasma membrane. Bases 1 to 1224 code for a protein of 407 amino acids. Gene Ontology annotation, biological process: detection of chemical stimulus involved in sensory perception of smell; sensory perception of smell. The transcript has 5 exons. The record is from RefSeq and is a predicted model, not a curated record. NCBI's taxonomy places the organism in Eukaryota, Metazoa, Arthropoda, Insecta, Hymenoptera, Apidae. Gene Ontology annotation, molecular function: olfactory receptor activity; odorant binding.